Molecule: messenger RNA, 2023 nt
Organism: Leptopilina boulardi
Lineage: Eukaryota; Metazoa; Arthropoda; Insecta; Hymenoptera; Figitidae
Product: tRNA (uracil-5-)-methyltransferase homolog A
Exons: 8
Coding region: 256-1971 (571 amino acids)
Biological process (GO): RNA processing
Molecular function (GO): nucleic acid binding; RNA methyltransferase activity
Source: RefSeq, a predicted model, not a curated record
CCAAUGUUUUUUUUAAGUCACAUAAUUUUUUUUUUAUUUUUGUAGAGAAUAAUUGUUUAAAAAAAAUUAAUUAAACAUUUAUCUUUCUGAAAAUUAAGGUUUCCUUACUGAAAACUACAAAAAUAACCUGUUUCCUAUCAUAUAUAGAUAUAUAUAUAACACGUGUUUUGUUAUUGAGGUUAUGUGGUGCGUGGUGUCAAAAACAUUUUAAAUUAAAUAUUAGUAUACACGUGUAGAAAUAUUUUAAAUAUAAAAAUGACAUCUAUAGAAGAAUCUGUUAAUAAUGAAACUUCAAAAGAGAGUGUAAAAAAUAAUCUUUAUUCUUAUUUACAAAGAGAUGAUUUUACUUCUGAAAAAUAUAAAAUAGAAGUAAGAGGACUACCAAAAUUUUACGGUAUUGGUGAAUUUAAAAAGUUAUUAAGUGAUAAAUUGGAAUUGAAUUUUUGUAAAGUAAAACCACCAAGAAGAGGCAGUGGAUGGUUAUAUGUUUGUUUAAGAAGUGAAGAAGAUAGAAAUCGUGCUAUUUCAUUGCUCGAUGGUAUUUCUUGGAAAAAUUCAAAACUCACUGCUCAUGCUGCAGCACCAGCUCCUGAUCCAUUUAUUAAAAGAAAAAUGGAAAAAGAAGAAGCUGCGAAUAAAAAAUGCAAAAUAGAUGAUAAUGAUGAACAAAUUUCCCUAGAAGAUCGUGUAAAAAAUACGACUAUUCCUCUAUGGAAUAUGCCUUAUGAUAAUCAGUUAGAAUUCAAACAAAAGGAAAUGAAAGCAAUUUUAAUUAAAUUGGGACAACAAAUGUUGAAGGAAAAUAAAAAUUUAAAUGAAUGGUUAACUAUUCAGAAAAAUAAAUAUGAUGGUUUACCUUGUGAAUUGCAAUCAAUUCUUAGUGCAGAUAUAAAAGAGGGUUAUCGAAAUAAAUGUGAAUUCACAAUAGGUAGAAAUACCGAUGGAAAUAAAAUAAUUGGCUUUCGCUUAUCGAGUUAUGCUGCUGGAUCAACUGCCGUUGGUCCCAUUGACGAUCUUAUUCAUAUUCCAAAAAUUAUGAAAUCUGCUGUUAAGCUUUUGGAAGAAUUCAUUCACAGUUCAGAAUUAGAUGUGUUUAAUCCUGUAGAUCAUAGUGGUAAUUGGAGACAAGUUACGGGAAGGACAACUCGUUUAAAUCAUCUAAUGUUGAUAAUUGGUGUUCAUCCACAAAAUUUAAGUUCAGAUGAUUUAAAUAAAUUGAAAGAUGAAUUAAAAAACUUUUUUGAAAAUGGUAAAGGAAAAGAAGCAAAUGUUACAUCAUUAUAUUUUCAAAUUUUAGAUAGAAAAACUGGAAGAAGUGAGGAUAAUUGUACAUUGGAGCAUCUUAGUGGUACACAUUUUAUAGAAGACAUUUUAUUAGGAAUGACAUUUCGUAUUUCACCUCAAGCAUUUUUCCAAGUAAAUACUUCGGGAGCAGAGGUUUUAUAUCAAGCAGCUAUAGAUUUGGUACAGCCUACAGAAGAUACAGCUUUACUUGAUGUUUGUUGUGGAACUGGAACAAUAGGACUUGCAUUUUCAAAGCAUUGUGGCGAGGUAUUAGGUUUGGAAAUGAUACCGGAAGCAAUACAAGACGCAAGGGAAAAUGCCGUGAAAAAUGGUGUUAAAAAUUGUGAAUUUUUCGCUGGAAAAGCUGAAGAUAUUUUAUCGCCUGUUAUUCAUCGAUCGACAAAACCAACUUUAGUAGCGGUUGUCGAUCCACCUAGAGCAGGUUUACAUCAACGAGCACUUUUGGCGUUGCGAAAAGCAAAAAAUUUAAACAGACUCGUUUAUAUAUCUUGCGAUCCAAAAGCUGCAAUUAAAAAUUUGGUUGAUCUGGCAAGAGCAAACUCGAAACAUUAUUCCGGAGAGCCUUUGGUUCCUGUAAAAGCUGUACCUGUUGAUAUGUUUCCAUUUACAAGACACUGUGAAUUAAUUAUUUAUUUAGAACGGCUAGCAAAAUCCGAUUCAAAUUAAAUAAUUUCAUAAAAAUCAUUUAAAAGAAUAAUAAAUAUCAAUAAAUAUUUAA